Molecule: messenger RNA, 3095 nt
Organism: Puccinia graminis f. sp. tritici CRL 75-36-700-3
Lineage: Eukaryota; Fungi; Basidiomycota; Pucciniomycetes; Pucciniales; Pucciniaceae
Exons: 3
Coding region: 53-2929 (958 amino acids)
Biological process (GO): mRNA processing
Cellular component (GO): nucleus
Molecular function (GO): RNA binding
Source: RefSeq, a predicted model, not a curated record
UCGCCAGCCACUAUCAGUCUAUAGCACUGAGAAGGCUGAUGAAAACACCCACAUGGCCCAACAGUUCAGAAGAAAGCCAGCGCAUCAAGAUCCUACUCUGGACGAACAUCAGGAAUCCUUUGUAAAAAUCGGAACACCCUUACCUUCGUUGAGCUCGACAAAAGCGGAUCAGAAUGUCUUUCUACCGAUCUGGAAACAAGAGGUUACCGAUGAGCAGGGAAGAAGGAGACUACAUGGCGCGUUUACUGGCGGAUUUUCGGCAGGUUACUUCAAUACCGUCGGCUCGAAGGAAGGAUGGAAUCCGGCAGAGUUCAAAAGCAGUCGGACUGAUAAGAGAAGCCAGCCAAAAAGCUUCACUCAAAAACCGGAAGAUUUCAUGGACGAGGAAGACCUUGCCGAAUUAGCCCAGUCUAAAGAACUUCAAACCAACUCAAACUUUGGCUCGACCUCCAAUAAUUCAUUACGCUUACCCCGAAAAAUUUACGACCCGUUGACAGGAGCGAUAGAAGGAGAUGCCGAAUCCGAUUUGCUUGGAGGGCAGCCAUCGCGCCCAUCUGCAAUCGAUAUCGCACUGUCGGACUUGGUUCAACCAAGCAAUGCUAGGGCUGGGCAGAGAAUUAUGAGGAAGAUGGGAUGGCGUGAUGGACAAGGAAUUGGACCCAGGAUCACUCAUGAAAAAAGGCUCUUGUUGGCAUCUAAGUUGGGCGUCGAUUUGAACUCACAACUCGAUCUGGAAGACGAUCCGGAGCGCAAGAAACAUCUGUAUGCACCCAUUGAUCGGCCCUUGAGGCCGAUGCAGCCAUGGCCCGGAACUUCGGGGCUAGGUCACUCAACAUCAGCACCAUCCCACUAUUUGAACGAGCCAUCCUCAUCUGCUCCACAUCCCAGUACGGCAGCGAAGAAUCAAGGUCCGGCAAUCCCAAAAGGCUCAUCUUUUGGCCUGGGCGCUUUGAACGACACAGAAGACGACGAUCACGACGUUUAUGCCCCGGCGUUUGAUCAAGUAACCUCUGAUCCGCGUGCUCGCCGCCUCCUGAAUUUGUCUGAAGACAGGACAAGCUCUCAUAAACAACCACCUGGUCGACAAUCUACCAAGAUCGCGAAGCCAUCCACAAGGCCUGGAAAACAGGUGUUCCAAGAUAAUACGCCGCUACCGAAAGGAUUCCGCUUAUCGGACACUCUGAAGAAGGAUCCUACAUCCGUUUCAUUUGUCCCUCCACAAGUUCCAGAAAAAUGGAAGCCUUCUCCGACGCAGAUUUGGGACGCUGCAAGGUCCCAUGGACAGCCUCUUGGAGUUCAGCCGAAUCCUCGACAGUCCGCUCGUCCAAUAAAUGCCCAUGACCGUGCUCGAUUGAUAGGCGAAGAUGCGCCACCCAAAUCGGUCUUCGACUUCAUUUCUGCUAAAGAUAAGGCUCGGUUGGACGAUGCCAAGCAACUUGCCCAAGCUUCACUGCAUUUCAAGAGUUUGAAAUCAGAAAAGGAUGACGAGGGUGUGACUGUCGGUACAUCAAUCACAAUACCUAAGUUGGACUCAAGCAUUGCUCAAGCCGCCUUGCGUGGCUUUAUGCCGUUUUCACACGAUCUACCGAAACAAGAUCGUUAUAAACUAUAUCUACAAUCUCAGGCCGGUAUGCUACCGAAAGGAACUCAAUUCUCCCCCAAAAUCACGCCGCAAAUGACCGCCGAGGUGAUCAAUAAAGAGUUGGAUGGCUUCGUCAAAAGUGCGAUGAUGUUUAAACCUAUGAGCGCCAUGAUGGCUUCCCGGUUCACAUCAGCCGCUAGCAGCUCUGCGGGCGGUGAGAUGGCAGCCCCUGAACCCGGCCUUCGCCAGCCCGUCUUUCUUGAGGAGGAGCCCGAAGAAACCUCAACAAAGGAAAAAGAAGGCGAAGAAUCAAAAGAACAGGAGGUAGUCAGCGAUGCUGCUCAGGCCGUCCGUGUGGACAUGUUCGGCAUGCUGACAAGGUCGAUCAAGAAGUUUUAUCCGCAAAAGCUUCUUUGUAAACGGUUCAAUGUUCCCAAUCCGUUUCCUGAUGGCCCACCCGCCGAACCGAUAGCGAAGACGAAUCUGGCUGAAUUUUUGAGUUCUCAAGGGUUUCAACCUGCUGCAACUCCCGUCAACCCUGGGGAUUUGGAUGAGCCAAAAUCGGAGACCACAAAUUUAUGGCUUCAAGCCGAAACCAAGCAAGAUGCCCCUCAGCCGGUUGAACAGGUUGGUUUGGGCAGUGACCAAACUCAAGGCCGGGAGAUUUUGACGACUUCCAGACCCCCGAUCGACCUCUUCAAAGCGAUCUUCGCCGAUAAUAGCGACGAUGAAGAUAGUCAUGAUGGGCCCGAUGAUUUAGCCCAUCAUGGACCCAAUGAAAUCAUUCCGCCGCAGGCCUCCGUCAAAGAAGAUUCAGACCCAAGCUUGAAUCUCACCCGAGUAGUCGACCAACAAGUGGUUUCCCUUACCCCGGUCGUCGUCGAUCCUAAAGCGGUCGAAAAUCUCACGAGCUUCCGGCCGACGUUCCGGAUCCAGAAGGAUGAGGAGUUGAGCGCGAUGAAUCCUAACGAGACGACGUCGAGCAAGAAGGCCACCAAGAAGAAAAAACGGCCGGUUUUGAUCUCGUUCGAUGAGGAGCAGGCUGAUGGACAACUUGAACAUCCCACCGAAUCGAAGAAAAAGAAGAAGAGGAAGAGCAAGACUUCCAGGGGUCAGGAGGAGGAGGAUAAUAAGUCGCAUCGAGAGUCUUUGGCUGAAGACCAAGCUUCUCGCGACCCAUCAAGGGCCAAGGAUGUCUGGAAAGACCAGGAAGAGGAUGAAUGGGUGGAAGCGGCGGUCCCGAUUCCUCCCCCUCCUGACCCCCAGAAACCUAAAUUAAUCGAAGCUCAUUCUUCUAAAACUUACAAGAAAAUGACUCGCAUGAAAGCAAGUGAUAUGAUGGAUUGAUUCCUUCUUAUUAUUCUUCUUUGUACAUCUAUCUUUCAAUUUUUUUUUUUUGGAAUAAUACCCUUGCCUUUACUUCGCUCGUCAUUUUUUUGUCCGUCUGUUUAUUUUGAAGUCUCACAACUUUAUAGAUCAAUUGAAAAAGGACUUCUUUCAAUGUUGAAACUUG